Molecule: messenger RNA, 2727 nt
Organism: Silurus meridionalis
Lineage: Eukaryota; Metazoa; Chordata; Actinopteri; Siluriformes; Siluridae
Gene: ltb4r
Product: leukotriene B4 receptor
Exons: 5
Coding region: 275-1423 (382 amino acids)
Biological process (GO): inflammatory response; complement receptor mediated signaling pathway; phospholipase C-activating G protein-coupled receptor signaling pathway
Cellular component (GO): plasma membrane
Molecular function (GO): complement receptor activity; leukotriene receptor activity
Source: RefSeq, a predicted model, not a curated record
AACUAUAAUACACUUGAUAAACGCUUUAUAAAACACUGACACACACACACACACACACACACACUGAUUAUUACUCAAACAGAUGUUCAAUUUCUCCAUUCAAGCUGCCUGCUCCUCGAGCUUUCUCAGCAUCGUCUGAACAUUUCCGCACCUUCUACACCAGAACAUCGUUCCUAUUCAUUUUGCAUGCAUUUGCAACCCACGGUGAGCAAGCUGCAAGCUGCAACUGAACAGCUUUCCAUAUUUCAAACAUCUUGAAUCCUUCCCACUCUCAAUGGCCACUCUAAGCAUCAGCCCGCUUUCUUUAAUCUCCAACUCAACCUCCUCCACACCGGCUCCCUCUUCUGCCUCCUUGACCGGCCAAAAGAUUGUGAUCGCUAUCCUGGUCCUUGCGUUCCUCUUUGGCUUUCCUGGGAACCUCUUUGUGGUGUGGACGGUGCUCUGUCGUGUUCGUCGGCGCUCUGUCACAUGCCUCCUAGUCCUGAAUCUGGCUGUGGCUGAUGCUCUGGUCCUCCUGAGCGCCCCGUUUUUCCUCCGUCUGCUGGCUGGAGGCAAGGGUUGGGAGUUUGGUGCCGGGAUGUGCAAGACUAUUCACUAUCUCUGCUGCGUCAACAUGUACAUGUCUAUUUAUCUGAUCUGCCUGAUGAGUCUGGACCGCUGGCUGGCCGUAAUCAGGCCUUUCUUGUCUCAGAGGCUAAGGAAAAAGAGGACGCUGUACAUCAUCAUGUUGGGGAUCUGGAUCCUGGCAUUCUUCUUGGCAUUGCCCAUGCCCUUCUAUCGCAGCAACCUGCAGCCCUACCUGCAGAAGAACAGUUCCAUUUAUCUCUGUGUUCCCUACCACUGGAACAACGUGAACCAUGAGCUCUUUCAGUACUUGACAGAGACGCUGCUGGGCUUCCUGAUCCCGUUCACCUUCAUCGUGUUGUGCUACAGCUCCGUCAUCUGCCGUCUGCGCAGCGCCAUGUUUCGCGGACGUAUAAAGGGAAGCUUCCUCAUCCUCCUCAUCAUCACGGCCUUCGCUAUCUUCUGGCUGCCCUACCAUGUCAUCAACAUCUUACAGGUGAUUGGUCUGCUGCAGGGCCGCUCCGAACUUUACCGCACGGCACUUUCUGUUCGUCCCAUCGUGACGCCGUUUGCGUUCUUGAGCAGCAGCGUGAACCCUUUGCUUUACGUGUUCGCUGGCAGCUCACACAUCUGCCGCGCCGGCCUUGGCUUCAUGGCCAGGCUGUUUGAAGGAACCUACUCGGACCACUCGUCCACCUCCGGGCGGCGUUCGACGACCAGCUCGGGCCUCACGAAGAUGUCGAUCAAAACGUCCCAAAGUGGAGGCGUGGCUAGAAACAAGAGUUGUGAUGAGGGAGGGGGAAAGGGGGCAGGGCCUAGCUGUCUGGAGGAGCUUAAGACCUUAACCACGAUGCCGUGAUGCUAAAGAUUGUAUUCUUAGAUAUUUUAUUAGCAUUAGUGUUACCUGGAACCUGAACAAGCUAAUCCUCAGUGUGAAAGCUUUUGGUCAUUUAUUUAAUGUGUUGCUUUUGAUAAUGCUUUUGAAAUUUUCUUAUUAAAUAAGAUACUAUUGGACUCAGGACAUUGAAAUAACUCAGUUCUAGCUUAUUUGCAGUAGUAGUUACAUGACACCUGGUAUCUUAGCAUUCUUGAUUUGUUCAAAGUGUCCUGUGACAGACAGAAAUCACACUUUUGGAAGAUAAAUCUAAUCAAAUUAAAGGCAGCAUAACACAUUCUGCCACACAUUGCUCCUUGUGGUGUUACGGUACAACCUGAUUUUUUGUGGACCCUGUGGACUAUUGUGGAUCAAACAAAUACACCUGAAUCUUCUUCAGCCUGACCCUAACUAUCUGUCGUGUAUGCUUGAUUACCACAAACAAGGAUUUAAACAUGGAAAACAUGGAGGGCAGAUAUCGGACUUCAUGAAUAUUAAUUUGAAAUACAUGACUGAGAAUUCUACAUUUAAAUAAUGUGUGGAGAAAACGUUCACAAGAAUUCACUGUGAUAUCAUUAUUAUUAUUAUUGUUAUUAUUGUUGUUGUAUUAUAAGCCAUUUCCUACGACUGCGUUUUAGUGGCACGUUAAAAAAAAGAAUUUAAUAGAACGUUACAAGAUUAAAGUCGUAGCAAUACAAGAAUAAAGUCAACUCCUUCAGACACCUUUUUUUUAGAUCGUCAUCUUCAGUCUCUUGAGAAACAAUGCGAAAACUUUGAAUAGUAUGCAGAUGUAACUGUCGAUAUCCUUCAGACUGCACAAAAGAGGCAAUUUCCUGAUUUUUUUUCUUCUGUAUAAAUUAAGUUUUCUACAUAAUCGUUGCCAUGUCCAUGCAGAUGAACCAAAACACAAAAAAUUUCUUUAUUGUUAAAUCCUAACCUAAAGUUAGAAACCUAAAACUUACAAACCUAACGUUUCUUGCUAAACGUUUCUCACAAUUCUGUGAUUUUUCAAUCUUGUUUUGCUACGACUUUAUUCUCAUAAUUCUGACUUUAUCCUUAAAGAAUUUCAUCUUUAUUCUCAAAAUAUUUAGACUUUAUUCUUAUAAUUUUAAAUAUUUUGCCACGACUUUAAUCUCGUAAAACUUUUUUAUGUGGCACGAAAACGCCGUCGUAGCAUCCAAUAAAAUAAAUACAUUCAUUAAAGACAGUUAUAGUAAUGUCUAUGCAGGUGUUAUUUUAUUCCUGUGCAUAUUUUCUUUUAUAAAUAAAAUCAAUUUAUUUCCAUCUCA